Aspergillus alliaceus is the source of this 1020-nucleotide messenger RNA. Its product is annotated as SDR family oxidoreductase. Lineage: Eukaryota; Fungi; Ascomycota; Eurotiomycetes; Eurotiales; Aspergillaceae. Bases 8 to 901 code for a protein of 297 amino acids. The transcript has 2 exons. The record is from RefSeq and is a predicted model, not a curated record. Gene Ontology annotation, molecular function: oxidoreductase activity. Gene Ontology annotation, cellular component: cytosol.
AAUAACCAUGCCUCCCUUCCCAUCCCCAACAACAAAAUGGCACUCUAAAGCCUACCCCUCCAUAUCCCCUACCCUUCCCUCCCUCUCUGCCAAAAACAAAACAGUCCUAAUAACAGGCGGCGGCACCGGCAUCGGCGCCGCAACAGCCCACCACUUCGCCGCAGCAGGCGCAUCACGCAUCGCCCUCCUCGGCCGCCGCAAACAACCCCUUCUGACCACUAAAGCCUCAAUAGAGCACCAAUACCCUAACACUGAGAUCUUCAUAUUCCCCACGGACAUCACAAACCAAGACGAAGUAACCACUGCCUUCGCAACCUUCGCUGCCGACACCAAAAUCAACAUCCUAGUCAGCAACGCCGCAACAAUCGGGCCCCAGGGCCCCAUCGCCAACGUUAACGGUGAACAAUUUAUCUCCUCCAUUGAGCAGAAUCUAAAAGGAUCACUAUUCACGGCUCAGGCUUUCCUCGCCAAAGCCGCGAAGGACGCAGUCGUCAUCGAGACUUCGUCAACCGCCGCGCAUCUGGACUUUGGACCCGGGUUUGCGGCAUAUAGCGUUGCAAAGAUGGGGGUUGUGCGGCUUUGGGAUUCUGUUGCGUUUGCGAAUCCGGAUCUUUGUGUUUUUCAUGUUCAGCCGGGUAUUGUUGAUACAGAUAUGAAUCGGGAGGCCGGGGGGAUUGAGGCAAUCGGCUAUGAGGAUGAUGUUUCGUUGCCGGCGAGCUUUUAUGUUUGGCUUGCAAGUUCGGAGGCAAGGUUCUUGAGGGGGAAGUUUUUGUGGGCGAAUUGGGAUGUGGAUGAGCUUAAGGCGAGGGCUGGGGAGAUUGAGGGAAGUAAACUGCUUAGUGUUGGGCUUGUUGGGUGGCCUUUUGGGGAAGAUGGAUGGAAGGCUACUUGGAAGGAGUAGGUUGCUUUGCGUUCUCGGGUAGUAUUUGAGAGAGGGAUUGUAAGAGGAGAGGAGACUGUUGUCUAGUCUUGUGCCAGUUGUACAGUGGUGAUAAUGAUUUUGUGUAUUCCGAUCGAUUG